Molecule: messenger RNA, 1960 nt
Organism: Humulus lupulus (European hop)
Lineage: Eukaryota; Viridiplantae; Streptophyta; Magnoliopsida; Rosales; Cannabaceae
Product: bifunctional nitrilase/nitrile hydratase NIT4B-like
Exons: 5
Coding region: 309-1658 (449 amino acids)
Biological process (GO): detoxification of nitrogen compound
Molecular function (GO): nitrile hydratase activity; nitrilase activity
Source: RefSeq, a predicted model, not a curated record
AAUAAAAAUAAACAUCGACAACUAUCUUUUAGGUGGAACGCCAUGUCGUAUAACUUCCCAACGAUAGCAUAUCAGCGUUGAACAAUAACGACACCUAAUUCCGUCGAAUAGUACACCAUUGAACUUCGACUCUGAACUCUCUUAGUCAAUCUGCCACAUAUCUGCAACUGUGUUAGUGUGUCAGGGAGACUGGUUAAGCUGUAAAGCAAGCAACCCAGGCAUUUGAUCAAACACAUCGCAACAUCAGCUUUCUUCUUCCUCCUCUUCUCCUUCCGGUAUCUCUCUCUCUUUCCUUUCUUGGCACCACAAUGGACGCUAAUCAAGCCAUAACCACCACAGCCACGCCCACGGCUCCAGGGAGUGGCGAGGGGGAUGUCCCUUAUAUGCCGAUUCAAGUCCAAAUACAAGAACAAGGACCGCUUCAACGGCGUCAUUUAAAGGGGGUCGACAGGCACUCCAAAGUCGACGGUCGUCAUAGGCGGGUCCGACUACCCGCCACGUGUUGCCCUGGUAUCUUUCGACUGACCCGAGAGCUGGGUCACCGCUCUGAUGGGGAGACCAUCCAAUGGCUCCUCGCCCAGGUCCGACCCGACCUUGUUCUCCCUCCAAGACCUUACUCCAAGACUCGAAUAUCAAAAUCGAAUCAUUCCGUUGAUGCCGUCAAUAGGCUCAACGACAUGGCCGUCCCGAGGCCGGUGGUGAGGGUUACUGUCGUUCAGGCUUCCACAGUGUUCUACGACACCCCAGCAACGCUAGCAGAUAAAGCAGAAAGGCUUGUUGCCAGUUCUGCUGCAUACGGAUCACAAUUAGUUGUAUUUCCUGAAGCCUUUGUUGGAGGUUAUCCACAUAGCGUGAUGUUUAAUGCUAUGAAAGAAAGCCAUUUGAAGGAUAACAAUGAGUAUCAAAAGUAUUAUGCCUCAGCUAUUAAUGUGCCUGGUCCCGAAGCUGACCAGCUUGCAAACAUUGCUGAGAAAUAUCGGGUUCACUUAGUAAUAGGUGUAGUAGAGAGAGUUGAUUUGCUUCUCUUUAGCACAGUUCUGUUUUUUGAUGCCUUGGGCCAAUUUCUUGGCAAAUGUCGCAAGUUACUGCCAUUGUCAUCAGAAUCUGCUAUAUGGUGUGGUGGAGAGAAAUCUUCACUGCCAGUAUAUGAAACUGCUAUUGGAAAAAUAGGUGGACUUAUAUGUUGGGACAACAGAAUGCCACAUUUAAGAACUGAAUUGUAUGCCAAAGGUAUCGAAAUAUAUUGUGCACCAACAGCGGAAGCAAGAGAGGUAUGGCGAGCAUCAAUGACACAUAUUGCCUUGGAAGGUGGCUGCUUUGUUUUAUCUGCAAAUCAAUUUUUCACAAGGAAAGACUAUCCACUGCCACCAGAAGAGUAUGCAUCUGGAGACUCAAAUGGUGAUGCAUCAUUAGAUACCGUCCUCUGUUCCGGGGGUAGCCUUAUAGUGUCUCCAUCAGGAACCAUUUUGGCAGGACCAAAUUACCAAGGGGAAUCCCUGAUCUCAGCUGAUCUAGAUCUUAGUGAGAUUGCUCGAUCGAAAUUAGAAUUCAGCGGAGGGGAACACACUGCUAGACCAAACAAUGGUAAUAUUACAAAGAGAGAUGAUGAAGAUUUGUUUCUCUGUCCUGUGAAAAUGGAAGUUGGUGAUGAGCUGUAGUAAAAUCAACUGAGUAGAUGGUGGCUAUCGGAAGCCAUAUUGUAGAAUCUUUCAGCUAACUUAGUGCCUAGUGUAUAAUGAAAGACACUCGUUAUGAUUUUUUUUUUAGGUGUAACUUAUAGGGUUGUUGAUGGUUUUCCCCCCAAGGCUUCUGCCCAUGAUUUCCUAUAUAUAUUGUCUGGGGCGACAAACAUUAAGCCCGCUGGAUAGUCUGCAUUUUGUGUGUGCAAUCAGUAGGUUAGGAGGUUACAUUGUCAUGAUCAGAUGUGACUUGGAAUUACUAUGUUUGAGUUUCAACUCCA